This is a messenger RNA of Neofelis nebulosa (Clouded leopard), 2297 nucleotides long. It is a transcript of the gene ALDH3B1, whose product is annotated as aldehyde dehydrogenase 3 family member B1. Gene Ontology annotation, cellular component: cytoplasm. Lineage: Eukaryota; Metazoa; Chordata; Mammalia; Carnivora; Felidae. Gene Ontology annotation, biological process: aldehyde metabolic process. The coding region runs from base 370 to 1776 and encodes 468 amino acids. The record is from RefSeq and is a predicted model, not a curated record. Gene Ontology annotation, molecular function: aldehyde dehydrogenase (NAD+) activity. The transcript is spliced from 12 exons.
AAACGACAGGGCAGCAAGGCAGAAGAGCAGGGACGGCCAGGAGGAAGGGCAGCUUGGCAGGGCCUCAGAGAGAGACAGAGCAUGAACAGGGGAGGGGCAGAGAGAGAGGGAGACACAGAAUCCGAAACAGGAUCCAGGCUCUGAGCGGUCAGCACAGAGCCCGACGCGGGGCUCAAACUCACGGACCAUGAGAUCGUGACCUGAGCCGAAGUCAGCCGCUUAACUGACUGAGCCACCCAGGCGCCCCUGGAUUCCAGUUUUCAAUGUAAAGAAGCUGAGCAGUCUCGGCCACCUCCUUGCGGUCUCUGGGCCCAGGCACCCCUCGGUCCCUCAGUCCAGAGUGACCAACCUGCCGGGGACACUAUCAGGAUGGACCCCUUCGCGGACACGCUGAGGCGGCUGCGGGAGGCCUUCAGCGCAGGGCGGACGCGGCCGGCCGAGUUCCGGGCGGCGCAGCUCAGGGGCCUGGGCCGCUUCCUGCAGGAACACAAGCAGCUCCUGCAGGAGGCGCUGGCGCAGGACCUGCACAAGUCAGCCUUCGAGUCGGAAGUGUCUGAGAUCAGCAUCACCCAGAGUGAGAUCAACUUGGCCCUCAGGAAUCUGAGGGCCUGGAUGAAGGAUGAGAAAGUGCCCAAGAAUCUGGCCACGCAGCUGGACUCGGCCUUCAUCCGGAAGGAGCCCUUCGGCCUGGUGCUUGUCAUCGCCCCCUGGAACUACCCUGUGAACCUGACCCUCGUGCCCCUGGUGGGCGCCCUUGCCGCAGGGAACUGCGUGGUGCUGAAGCCAUCGGAGUUCAGCAGGAGCACCGAGAAGGUCCUGGCUGAGGUGCUGCCCCGAUACCUGGACCAGAGCUGCUUCGCCGUGGUGCUGGGCGGGCCCCAGGAGAUGGGGCAGUUGCUGGAGCACAAGUUCGACUACAUCUUCUUCACGGGGAGCCCUCGGGUGGGCAGGAUCGUCAUGUCUGCCGCCGCCAAGCACCUGACGCCCGUCACGCUGGAGCUGGGGGGCAAGAACCCCUGCUACGUGGACGACGACUGUGACCCCCAGACCGUGGCCAACCGCCUGGCCUGGUUCCGCUACUUCAACACCGGCCAGACCUGCGUGGCCCCCGACUACGUCCUGUGCAGCCCUGACACGCAGGAGCGGCUGCUGCCCGCCCUGCAGAGCGCCAUCACCCGCUUCUACGGCGAGGACCCCUGGAGCUCCCCGAACCUGGGCCGCAUCAUCAGCGACAAGCACUUCCAGCGGCUCCGAGGCCUGCUGGGCUGUGGCCGCGUGGCCAUUGGCGGCCAGAGCGACGAGAGCGAGCGCUACAUCGCCCCCACGGUGCUGGUGGACGUGGAGGAGACGGAACCCGUGAUGCAGGAGGAGAUCUUCGGACCCAUCCUGCCCAUCGUGAACGUGAGGAGCCUGGACGAGGCCAUCGACUUCAUCAACCGUCGGGAGAAGCCCCUGGCCCUGUACGCCUUCUCCAACAGCAAACAGGUGGUCAAGCGAGUGCUGGCCCAGACCAGCAGUGGGAGCUUCUGUGGGAACGACGGCUUCAUGCACUUGACCCUCGCCAGCCUGCCUUUUGGAGGAGUGGGUGCCAGCGGGAUGGGCAGCUACCACGGCAAGUUCUCCUUUGACACCUUCUCCCACCACCGCGCCUGCCUGCUGCGCUGCCCCGGGAUGGAGAAGAUCUACUCCAUCCGCUACCCGCCCUACUCACCUCGCAAGCUGAGGGUGCUGCUGAUGGCCAUGGAGGCCCGUGGCUGCAGCUGCACCUUGCUCUGAGCCCGCCUCAGGCACUGGGGUGUCCCUCCAACUCUCAUCUGAGUCCGCUGCCCCUGCCACCUGCAGCUCCUGGAGAUGUGGCCUGGGCUCCACACACAAGGAGGAAAAGACCACAGCCCGGACCGGCCUUGCCCUCCUCCCUCCCGGGGCCUUCUCCUCCAGCCCUCAGCCUCCUCCCUUGGCCGCCCCCCAGCUAGGACGGGCCACGGUGAGGGAGCAUGGGAAACAAGGCAGUAACCUGCCCUCUCCCACCUCCGAUGUAGCCACCUGUGUCCUGGGAGAGGCCGGCAGACAGGGAUGCCUCUGAGUCACCCCCCUUCCUGUGAAGGGUGCAGAAGGGGCCCUGGAGUCUGGUCCAGGCCACACCGCAGACCUGCAGUGGCCCAGGCCCUGGGUAAAAAAUCUUUGCCCUCCCUCCCUGAGUUUGUUUUUCUAUCUGCACAGUGGAGGUGAUGUCUUGGCACCUUUGGAGAUCGUCAUGAGGAUUCGAUUUUGCAGUUUAAAUGAAUUGUUGACCCCAA